GGGAGGGAGGGAGACCAGUAGCAGCAGCCAGCAGCGAGCGCGCCCACGCCACGAUACCCCGCCGCCGCGGCCACUGCGAGCUGCUGCUGCCGCCGCGGCCACUGCGAGCUGCUGCUGCCGCCGGGUCGGGGGAUGGAGAGGGACCCCACCGCGUUCUACCCGCCGGCGCAGCCCGUGCCGGCCGCACCAGCUGCGGCGGUGGCGGGCGCUGGCGGCUUGGGGGCCGCCGCGGUGGGAGGGAACGCGCGCGGCGGCGGCGGCGGCGGAGGAGGAGGAGGCAGGCAGUACCGCGGCGUGCGGAUGCGGAAGUGGGGCAAGUGGGUGGCCGAGAUCCGGGAGCCCAACAAGCGGUCGCGGAUCUGGCUCGGGUCCUACUCCACCGCCGUCGCGGCGGCGCGGGCCUACGACACGGCGGUCUUCUACCUCCGCGGCCGCUCCGCGCGGCUCAACUUCCCCGACCAGCUCGACGGCGCCGCGGUGGCCGAGCGCCCCGAGGGCCACAAGGACGGCGCCGCGGGGCUCACCGCCGCCGCCAUCCGCAAGAAGGCGGCCGAGGUCGGCGCACGCGUCGACGCGCUCCACUGCGGCGUCGGCGCCGGCGCUCACCCGCCCCCGCCGCUGUCAUCCCACCACCGCCGCCGUCCCAAGAACCCCGACCUCAACCGGGAGCCGACCCCGGACACCUCCGACGACGAGUGAAGCGCGCUGAUUUUGCCUUCUCUUCCUCCUCCUCCAUCUACUAGUCUCUAGUCCUUAGGCAACAACUACUCACCCGAGGAGUAGCUAGCUAGCUAGCCAGCCAGUAGUAGCAGUAAGCAAGCAACCAGAUAGCGUGGCGCCAGGCCAAACGGAUGGGCGUGGCGGAAGCAACGCAAGGUGUUCGGUGGAAUGGGGAUGAGCUCGGAGGUAGCCAAUAAUGGAGCCGCGACGUCGCCGUCAGGGAGGGAAGCCGUAGUGAGCAGGAGGGAGCCUAGGGUCGUGUGCGAGCUGUGCCGUUUGGGCCGGAGGCGAUGUCGACGGGCAGCGACGGCGACGGCUCGAGCAGGGGCAGGAGACACAGACGGGGGCGUGGGUGCGUGUCAGUGUGUGUGGGCAUGUAGCUAAGCAAGGACGGCUAUGUACCUCUCCCCUUCACUUCACAUAAAGAUGUGUGUGUAAAGAAGAAGAAAAGAUACCCGGCAAGCAAGAUCGACAAGAGCUUCAUAAAUCUUUUGCUUGCUUUGUGUUUGUGA
This is a messenger RNA of Panicum virgatum (switchgrass), 1232 nucleotides long. RefSeq names its product ethylene-responsive transcription factor RAP2-1-like. The transcript has a single exon. Gene Ontology annotation, biological process: regulation of DNA-templated transcription. Bases 133 to 699 code for a protein of 188 amino acids. NCBI's taxonomy places the organism in Eukaryota, Viridiplantae, Streptophyta, Magnoliopsida, Poales, Poaceae. Gene Ontology annotation, molecular function: DNA binding; DNA-binding transcription factor activity. The record is from RefSeq and is a predicted model, not a curated record.